GCCACGGCAGCGCUGCAGGAGGCUCCACACCGAACCACCGCUACCGGGGCGGAGGACCAGUGAGACAGCAAAACCAAGGGGGCUCCAGCGGGGGAUGGAUUAAAAAAACUCUCACCAACCAUCACAUUUUGGGGUGUUUUUUUUAUUUUUAUUUUUUAUUGCCACUGGAUUAAAGGUUGCCUGUUCACAAAUACCCCCCCGCUCCCUCCUCCCGCUCCCUUUGAGCAAACAGCCUCGUCUCGCUGAUGCAGAUGGAGACUGGCGGCUAAGCUAACUGACUUAAACUGACGCGACUCCUCUGUCUGUCGGCCGGGGCUAGCGACCGUUACCAAGGGCUUAAACUGACACUCUUUUUCGAACUGAGUUGCCAUUCAAAAAAAACAAACAACGAACGUUCCAAUCGUCUCCUUGGAAACCGGCUCAGAAAUGCUACUAGCUCGUACGUGAGAUAAAAGGACACGCGCGUAGCAUCAGCUGACGGCAAAGAUUGCACCACCCAUCACCCACCACCACCACCACCCAUUCCCAAGAUGCACCACCCAGAUGCUGCAGGAGACUCCUCCAGCAGUGUGAGGAAGAUGGCGCAUCCGGCUGUCUUCCACAGGAGGGGUAGCAGCAGUACCACCAGCAGCACAGGCCCAGUGCAGUCAACCCCAGUGGUCCCAGUGGAGGACUACCAACCCUCCCUGCUGCUCCAGUGCCAACCCCCUGCUGGUGGUGCAUCCUCCCCGGGACCCCAUCACAUCCCUCCCCCCCACACCCUGAACCUGCAGCCCGCUCAGAUCAAAAAGAAGAGCGGUUUCCAGAUCACAAGCGUGACUCCGGCGCAGAUAUCCGUGAGUACCAAUAAUAGUAUUGCAGAGGACACGGAGAGCUACGAUGACCUGGAUGAGUCCCACACGGAGGAUCUGUCUUCUUCUGAAAUCCUGGAUGUGUCCCUGUCAAGAGCCAACGACGUGGCGGGAGCAGAGAGGAGCUCCUCGGAGGAGACGCUGAAUAACUUCCACGAAGCGGAGACCCCUGGAGCCGUCUCCCCCAACCAGCCUUCGCACCCCCACGCCCUGAACCAGGCUGGGGCCAUGGUGAACGGCACUGUGCACCAUCACCGUCCUCCCCAUCCCCAUCCCCAUCCCAACCACGCCCAGGUCUACCCUCUGUCUUCUGGGCCUGGGAGCGCCGCAUCUGCGCUGAAUUCUGGAGCUUUACCUUGUGUCACCCAGAAAAUGCCUUCGAACGUGGGGGUCCCUCAAGAGAAUGUUUCCCAGGCCGCCCCUCCGAGUGUUGUUGCUCAGCCCGUGGGGGUUGCGGCCCCGGGGUCCGUCCCUGGAAUGCACAGUUCUGCUACGGGCACUACAGUUAGCAUAGUUAAUCCCCAGACCAGCACUGUUAGUAAUGUGAAUAUGUUGAGCUCUGCCAACGUGCCUGUGAGAGGGGGGAUCAACAUGAGUGCUAGCAGCAGUACCAGCGGCGGAGGCUUCCCCCUCAGUGUGAUGAGCAGCAGCGGGGGUAGCGGAGGUGGAGGCGGCGGUGGUGGUGCUGCUGCAGCCGGGGGUAACCUCAUAACCACCAACAACGUCGGCAUGAUCCAGCAGCAACAAAACGCCAGCAUCACUAUGACGACUACGACCACCGCCGCCGCUGUCGGUGCCUCUGGAGGGGUCGGACUCUCCGGUGGGUUCCAGGCGCGGGUUGGAACCGCUGUGGGUCAGCCUGGGAGUGGCCCCGUCACAGCUGUGGCCCCAGCCCCUGUGGCAUCCGCUCCUAUCCAGCCUGCCCCAGCCCCGGCCCCUGCGGUGGUUCCCACAAGUUCGCGCUUCAGGGUGGUGAAGCUGGACUCUAGCUCUGAACCCUUUAAGAAGGGAAGAUGGACAUGCUCUGAAUUCUACGACAAAGAAACCCCGGCCUCGGCUCCCAGCUCCUCUGCAUCCGAUACCGGGUCCCACAACAUGCGGCAGUUUGUCUCCGAGAGCUUUGCUGGGGCCUCGGAGAGGGAAAGCACAAGUGGUAGUUCUGUGAGUAGCACUAUGAGUACAUUGAGUCAUUAUACUGAGAGUGUGUGCAGCGGAGAGGCCGGGGACCCCAGGUACCCCAGCACACCCAGGAUUAUGCCUCCCCUCCUCAGGGCUAUCAAGGAAUCCUCCCCAGUGGCUUAAGCAUGGGAGUGUCCCAACCUCACAUGCACCCCAAGGAUAUUACCCAUUCACAUGUGAAGACUUCUGUGGCCCCUUCGGCUCCCGCUAACGUUCAUCAG
Messenger RNA from Anoplopoma fimbria (sablefish), 2251 nucleotides. Its product is annotated as TSC22 domain family protein 1-like. The record is from RefSeq and is a predicted model, not a curated record. Bases 531 to 2153 code for a protein of 540 amino acids. The transcript is spliced from 2 exons. NCBI's taxonomy places the organism in Eukaryota, Metazoa, Chordata, Actinopteri, Perciformes, Anoplopomatidae.